Stereum hirsutum FP-91666 SS1 is the source of this 1393-nucleotide messenger RNA. RefSeq lists its product as uncharacterized. The record is from RefSeq and is a predicted model, not a curated record. The transcript is spliced from 19 exons. NCBI's taxonomy places the organism in Eukaryota, Fungi, Basidiomycota, Agaricomycetes, Russulales, Stereaceae. Gene Ontology annotation, cellular component: extracellular region. Gene Ontology annotation, biological process: glucan catabolic process. Gene Ontology annotation, molecular function: hydrolase activity, hydrolyzing O-glycosyl compounds; cellulose binding. The coding region runs from base 1 to 1203 and encodes 400 amino acids.
AUGUUCAAGUCACUUACCAUAUCUCUCGUGGCCUUGGCCAUGAGCGCACCGGCUCUUUCAGUAUCUAUCUAUGGACAGUGUGGUGGUGUCGGAUGGACUGGGGACACAACCUGUGACGCUGGCCUUGUCUGUACCCACCUCAACGACUACUACUAUCAAUGUCUUGCUGGCACUUCCGCUACCACUACCCCAAUCACUUCGCCGUCCACGACAAGCUCUGCCCCGGCUCCCACCGGGUCCACAAACCCACUCUGCUCGAACGCGACUACUAAGUUCCAGUACUUCGGUGUCAACGAAUCUGGCGCUGAGUUCGGUAACACCGUCAUCCCCGGCGCUCUCGGUACGGAUUAUAUCUGGCCCGCGCCCAGCAGUAUCGACUACUUCAUGAACCUUGGCUUCAACACCUUCCGGGUUCCAUUCUUGAUGGAGCGUAUGGUUCCUCCCUCGACCGGAAUGACUGGUGCCUUCAACCAGACUUACUUCAGCGGUCUCUCCUCGACUGUUAGUUAUAUCACAGGAAAGGGUGGUUUCGUUCUUAUCGAACCGCACAACUACAUGAUCUACAAUGGCGCCACAAUCACGAGCACUUCCGACUUCCAGACGUUCUGGACGAACUUGGCUACUGAGUUCAAAACUAACGACAACGUCAUUUUCGACUUGAUGAACGAGCCGCAUGAUAUCCCCGCCACGACCGUUUUUGACUUGAUGGCGGCAGGUAUCAAAGGUGUUAGGGCCGCUGGCGCAACCACUCAGCUCAUCAUGGUUGAGGGAACCUCUUGGACUGGGGCGUGGACCUGGACAUCGUCAGGAAACGCCGCUGCUUUCACAGGCAUCAAUGCAGCCGACCCAAACAACAAUGUCGCCAUCGAAAUGCACCAAUACCUGGACUCUGACGGCUCUGGAACUUCCGAUGUCUGCGUUUCCAGUGAUAUCGGCGCCUCCAGGCUCGCAGAUGCCACUUCAUGGCUGAUCGCGAACAACAUCAAGGGCUUCCUCGGCGAGAUGGGUGCUGGGUCGAAUGAUGUUUGUAUUGAGGCCGUUCAAGGCGCUCUGUGCACGCUUCAGGAGGCAGGCGGAGUGUGGUUGGGCGCUCUCUGGUGGGCUGCGGGGCAAUGGUGGGGCGAUUACUACCAAUCGAUCGAGCCUCCUAGCGGCCCUGCCAUCCCAUCCAUCCUGCCACAAGCUCUCGAACCAUUCUUGUAAACCGUCAUCGAUGGGUAUGAACGAUGAGAAAAAGGGGUUAGAACAGCUUCGUGACGAUGCGAUUCAUGAUGAAGUUGACUAUAUACAGUGUACCUUGGGGUUUCUAUCUGUAGGGCUGCAAGUAAGGAUUUCUACUAUUAGUCCGAAUGGAGGUGCGCGUGGGUUGUACUGACACAGAGGCAGGAAAUAC